AGCCAUUAAAACGAUACCGUUUCUUAUCUUCUCCCUCAAACCAAAAAAACACACUCGUCUCUCCCAAGACCUAGCCCUCUCUCUCCCUCUCUCUCCUCUCUCUCUCUCGCCAUGGACGAUCUUCCAUUCCAAAAGAUCACAAUAUCAGGCCCCACAUUAUCCGCCUUGAUGCACCGCAUCACCACUUCCCUCGGCGACGUGGACGGUCUCUUAUUCGGCCACGUAACCCAUCUCACCCCUUCUACCCUCACCGACGACAACACUCCCCAAAACCCCGAUUCUAACGUAAUCGCUACGAUUACCUCCUUCUUCUGCCCUAAUAUCCCUCUCUCCUUCUACGACUCGCUCGGCCGAGUCGACUCAGUGACUCUCCACCGACUCGUCUCCCCAACAACUCAUCAAAGCAAUAGUAGCAGUAGCACCAGUAAUUUUCUCGGCUGGUUUUCCGCGAGAAGGAAGUCCCCAAUCCGCCCUUCGAUGAGGGAAUUCUGCGUUUCGCAAUCUUUGAGCCGCCUUAAGACGGCGGCGAAGGGUGAGAAGGAUUUGAAUCCGUGCGUAUUUUUGUUAUUUACCACGCCAGUACAAGGCGAGUUGUUGUACCAUACGCAUGAGUAUCGCGCGUAUCAGUUUCGGGUUAAUUCAAGGUGUUUUGACCCGAAAUCGAUUGGGAUUGAUAACAUUGGGCCGGAUUUUCGAGGAAACUACGGGUGUUUUAGCCCUAAUUCGCCGUUUCCGGAGUUGAAGUGUGCAUCGGCGAUGAAUGAUGAGGUGGGGGAGGGUUUGAAUAGGAUGGAUAGGGUUUUAAAUGAUCAAAAGGAGUUGGAUAUGGUUGCAGAAGGGUUUUGUGUUAAGGAUUUAGGGAAGUUGAUGGGAUCGGAGACGCUGAAUUCUACAAUGAGUUUGGAGGAUUUGUAUGAGAAAAUGUUGGGUAAGCUUGACAAUUUGGCUAGGCAAGUUGAGAAGAGUAAUGCUAAGGUGUUGGAGAUGGAAAAUCAUAAUAGGAAACUGAGGUACAAAAUUGCCAGGCCUGUACCAGAAUAACUGCUUCAGUCCUGUUUUUAAGUUUUUUUCUUAUUGUAUCAGAUUUCUCAUUUUUCCUCCUGCCCUGUUGUUUUGGGGGAAUCUUUGUGAACAGGAAGGUGCCCAAUCACGUAGCCAUUGUUUGGGAGAUCUGUAAUCAAGAAAUUAGUAUUGAUUGCUACCGUUGUUGUAUAUUUGUGGCGGGAGUUCUAGAUGCCUGAUUAUCAUUGAACCGCGGAUGAUACCAGCAACUGCUUUGCGGUGGAUUUUCAGAACGGCUCAUUGCCCCCUUCUUUUUGAGUUUGUGUACACUGUACACUUUCAUUGUAUUAAAAUCGUUGCUUUGUGCUAUCUUGAAUUUGCUUAUACAAGGAGAACUGAGAACUUGAUGUUGGUUUAGAAAAGAAAUGAAAUCAAAUGGUUAUGCUGCUUU
Messenger RNA from Populus trichocarpa (black cottonwood), 1453 nucleotides. RefSeq lists its product as uncharacterized. The transcript has 3 exons. Lineage: Eukaryota; Viridiplantae; Streptophyta; Magnoliopsida; Malpighiales; Salicaceae. The coding region runs from base 112 to 1041 and encodes 309 amino acids. Gene Ontology annotation, molecular function: polyubiquitin modification-dependent protein binding. Gene Ontology annotation, cellular component: nucleus. The record is from RefSeq and is a predicted model, not a curated record.